Asparagus officinalis (garden asparagus) is the source of this 1137-nucleotide messenger RNA. Its product is annotated as probable 2-oxoglutarate-dependent dioxygenase At3g111800. The transcript is spliced from 6 exons. Bases 112 to 1137 code for a protein of 341 amino acids. NCBI's taxonomy places the organism in Eukaryota, Viridiplantae, Streptophyta, Magnoliopsida, Asparagales, Asparagaceae. The record is from RefSeq and is a predicted model, not a curated record.
CCAACAAGAAUCUCCUCUUAUGCUGUGCUAACCUUUAUAUGUUAAACUAACAUGCAUCAUUUUUUGAGAUAUUUGAACUACCUAGCAUGAUUUUGUCACGUAUCUCAACAUAUGGAUUGCCUUCAAGGUUGGCCCGAGCCAAUUGUCCGAGUCCAAUCCUUAUCCGAAACCAAGUCAACCGUUAUCCCUCCGAGGUACGUCAAACCCCCCUCCCAACGCCCAUCAUCAUCUCCGGCCGUUGACCUCAGCAUCCCGGUAGUCGAUUUCAGCCGCUGCGACGCGAUCACCGCCGUCUCCGACGCCUGCAGAGGCUGGGGAUUCUUCCAAGUCGUCAACCACGGCGUCGAUCCAUGCCUUAUGAGGAGAGCUAGAGAAGACUGGAGACAAUUCUUCCACCUUCCAAUGGAAGAGAAACAAGUAUACGCGAAUACGCCAAAAACAUACGAGGGAUACGGUAGCCGACUUGGUAUCGAAGAGGGAGCUAUACUCGAUUGGGGUGACUACUAUUAUCUCCACCUCCUCCCUUUGUGCCUCAAAAGCCACCAAAAGUGGCCCUCACUACCUCGAUCUCUAAGCAGAGCGACAGUUGAAGAGUACGGAGAGGAAUUAAUAAAAUUUUGCGGGCGAGUAAUGAGAGUACUAUCAUUGGGGUUGGGGUUGGAUGAGGGGCAUUUGCAAACAGCGUUCGGCGGUGAGAACUGUGGGGUCUGCACGAGGGUAAAUUUCUACCCGAAGUGUCCACAGCCUGAGCUCACCCUCGGCCUGUCGUCGCAUUCGGAUCCUGGCGGGAUCACCGUGCUCCUCCCCGACGAUCGGGUCAAGGGGCUUCAGGUUCGACGAGGCGAUGCUUGGGUCACGGUCAAGAGGGGUAAUCGUCUGGCUUAUCUUAGGAGGGGCCUGUUUGCAAUCUACACACGUCAGAAGAGCAAAGUGAAGACACAUAAACACUUGAUCCGUCCAUUGUUAUACUGGCACGUGUUAAGUAAUGCAGCAUACAAGAGCGUAGAGCAUCGUGUGCUAGUAAACGCAGACGAUGAGAGACUAUCCAUCGCCUAUCUCUGGGUGAUUGUAUCCAUCUUAAUCUGUUCUUAUUUUAGAUUGAGAUGUCGUUUUCUUUUUCGAGUCACAUUAGUAUGA